GACGACUCGACGCUCCCCGCCCCUCCUCUGCCUCCUCCGCAGCACACGCGUGGCCUGGCCUCCGGGCUCAACCGAUUGUCGCCUUGUCGAGUACCGUGAGAACCCCUCUUCCGACGCGUUUGGGGGCCGACGAGAGAGAGCGUGAGAGAGAGAGAUAGAGAAAGAGUGAAAAAGAAAAAACAAGGUGGAAAGAAGUGUUGCAGCUCAUUUGGAGUUGCGGGAACAUUUAGGGAGACAUCCUUGAAUGCAAGCUGAACGAUCAAUUUCGCCUUCGUUGCCGCCACCCUCAUCGCCUCCCUCUGCACCCACGUGCUUUGGCGAAGCGACCUCACCAUCCGAAGCGCGUGAAGCCGUCUCGCCCACUUGGACUGCCCCGUCCCCGUCUCGUACACUCGGGCAUUCGAGCCCAGAACUUCCUUCACUUCCCUCCUUCUCCCUCCUUGGAAACCCGCCGCGCACCCCGUCCAACGCUGCGAGGCGCGAGCGAACAGACACUUCGUACUACACGGCAAGUUGGGGCAGUCCGUAUCGGCACCCGCCUCCAUCCUUCAACCUAGACCCUCAAGUCUCGAACCAGUUUGGUAGCGACGACUUCGACGAGGAGGAAUCUUCCGGUCUCCAGUUUGGGCUUGGACACCUGCUUCCCUCGCGGCUACAGCUUGAGGAAGACUCGCCCAACCGCUUCAAUCUCGAGCAUCUCAUCCCGUCUAUAGACCGCAACGUAUCGCCUAACCGCUUUACGCUCGAGCAUCUGAUUCGAUCUCGAUUGCCGGACCUAGACACUCUGACGAGAGACCGCGCCUCUGGCAGUACACCCAGACCGUCCGAUCCCAAUCCCACGUCAGCAGAGUGGGUGCAGCGGUUUCUCGAGCAGCGUUGGAACCGCGACACCAACGACUGGCGCGACAACGACAGUGAUACCCAAGGUUCAGCAGAGGAGCCGGAAAUCUCGUUUGCUCCCCCACCCAAGCGAAGACACCGGGACAGGAACACCAACAAGACACUGAACCAGCAGGACUUUUGGCGCCACUUCAGCAAGGACCAGAAGGAAGCGCUUGGCAAGAUGAUGGCCUCAAAGUACGCCGACUCGGAUCCGCCCGUUCCCCAAAGGCAGAGUUCGGGAUCCGGUCCACAGGCCGCACAGCAGACUAAUGGAAACAGUGCUUCGAAUGACAAGACUCCCGUUCCGACGCCUUCCAAGACAGCCAAGACAUCCAACCAGACACAUGAUAAGCCGUCGGACGGUGGUGCUGUAAAGUCGUCCCAGGGCGAGUCGACAAACAACAGGCCAGCCUCAAACCCGCCAGCAAACGCGUUUCUUGCGCCUCCAAAUGCUGCGCCUGCGCCUGCACACCCAAGAAUGCGCAAGAAGGUCAUCGUCAAAGGCAAGGGUUGUAUCAUUUCCAUACCGCGCGACAUCCCUCGAGGUAACCCAGGAUAUCCUCCCAAGCCCAUGAGCGAAGAAGCCGUCAACACAAAGCUCAGCCAACUCGAGCAGAAAGGCUACGAUGUCCGUGGAUUCAGUACCGGAGGCCAAGAGACACACAACCGAGCCAUCUGGCCAGCAGAGACCGACGUACAGGCAGAGCGUGCCAGCUCAGGCUCCAAGUUCACAGUGCGUGUGGCCAAGGAGUCGGAAUGGAAAGAUUACCAGAACUCUCUGCUCGAGGCCAAGCUUGCAGCACUAGGUGUCAGCAUGGGUGGCGAGGAAGACGUACCACUUCCUCUGUCGCGCCAGACCUCUUCGCAGCAACAUCCUGGACAGGUCUUCUCUCCGCCGCUGCCUACCUCGUCUGCUGGCAGCAUACGCAUGGCCAGGCCAGGCAGUAUCGCAACCGGCGGCUUCCCAUUCGGACCAUCGCCCGGCCACAUGUCGCGACAGUCAAUUGCUUCUCCUGGGGCUUUUGUGAAUCCCCGCACAAGCAUGCACAUGCAUCGCCACUCUACGUUUGGAUCGCCUGCAAACUUUGCUCACCAUGGCUACUCACCUUCGGGCACAUGGUCACCGAGUGGCUACUUUUCUCAGGAUGGCCGCACCGGCUCGCCUGCUCUUGCUCUGAACCGUCCAGACCUUGCUGAGCUCAUCUCACCCCGUUCGCCGUUUGGCAUGGGACCUCCGCAGCUUCCCAUUACGUCGGCGCAGAGGAAUGACUUCCAGCUACACAUGCAAUUGCAGCAGCAGCAACUCCAGGCCCAGAUUCUUCAGCAGCAACAACAACAGCAGCAGCAGGUCCUUGGCAUGCGCCCCUCGUCGACGCUUGAGGAAGUGCCCGAGGAUGAGGACGAGGAAGACGAAGUCCCGACUAUGAAGCAUGCCACUCAAACUAACACGGAGAUUGCUGUGCCGACUCCUCGCGGCCAUCGCCACAAUAUUAGCGAGAACCUUGAACGCGAGGCUGCUAACGAGGAGUACCACUUGGAAGAGGCUAUCGACAAGCAGUUUGCUGAGGGUGGAGAUUUCAGUACGGAGCCAGAGAGCAGUGUGCCUUUGAAACCUUCCAACGCUGUGGCUAACCCCAAGUGGGAGGACUCUCGACCCAUCUUGCACCAGCCUCAGCCUCACAGCAGAGCGCACUCACUUGCGCAGACGCAGAAGCCCGUCUCGUACUCGUUCCCGUCACAGCAGACUCCUCCUUCGGACAGCGAUGGUGCGCGUACGAAUCUUUCCGAGAAUACCAAUCCCAGCCUGGAAGAGGGAGAGGCUCGCAACACGGCCCAGAGCUCUGUGCAACACUCCAAGGCGCCGUCGCAAGUCAGCAAUUCGUGGAAAGACAACAAGUUUGCCUUCAACAAGCCUGCGUCGUCGGGUGUGCAUAGCAAGCACGCGUCGCGCUCGUCCAUUUCGAAGCUCAAUGUCGAAGCCAAGGAGUUCAAAUUCAACCCAGCUGCGUCCUUCAGCCCUGGGUCCUUCUCGUCUGGCUUCAACUUUGCGCCGGCCGUCAAGCCUCCCACUGAGCAAGCCGGUCAUGAGGCUAACAAGAACAGCGUGGACGGGCCGGCAAAUCUCAACACGGCGGGCCCUGCCUUCAAGCCAGAGGCACCCACUUUCAAGCCCGACGCUCCUACCUUCCAGCCUACUCCCAGUAGUGGCUUCAACUUCUCGAGCCCGCCGUCAUUCAAGCCCGAGGCGCCAGCGUUCAAUCCCGGGGUGUCGACCUUCAAUCCCGCCAAGCCAGGCCCUGCUCCGACAAGCUUUUCUUCCAAGAUCUUUGGAGACGUUAACAUCUCUGCCAACGACAUCAUCAAGCCUGCUACUCGAUCCAAGGCUGUGCCUAUUGUGCGACCCGACAACACGCGUCAGCAGCCACCCAAGGAAGAGAAGACGUGUGAAGACGAGGCUGGCCGGCCUGUGCAAGCUGAUGGUCGCGAGAAGCGUGUGCGACGUGACCGCCCUGAUGGCGAUGAUGUGCCCAAGUUUGCACUUCAGCCGAUUCUCGCGUCGCAGCCUUUGUCUGAAGUCAAGGAGCCCAAUGUUCUGCUGGAUGCAGAAAUGGCGCUGGAAGACUAUGUCGAAGACAAGGAGAACUUGUCGCCUAACACGAAGCAGACCAAGGCCAGGUCCAAGACUCCUUCGCCACUGUCACAGCUACAGGACACGAAGCCAUUUGAGCCUAUUUCCCCUGCUGGGAGUGAGGCUGCGGACGACGAUACUCCUCAUGCCAGUGAUGUACCUACUCCGACGACCGAGGAACCCGAGCCAACGUCCAAGCACAGCCACAAGAGCACUCUCUCGGCUAAUGCGAAACCGUUUGAGCUCAAACCACAGCUCAGCAACGCUGGCUACGAUUUUGGCUUCCACGUUACGAAGCCUUCGCAAGUCGAAGAGCCCGAAAAGUCUCGCCUGUCACCUCCAAGGAUGGCUAGCCGAAACUCGGUGACUACUUACCAACCCAGCAAUGAUGGCUCAUUCAAGACGGCCAUGGAGUCUGGCAGACAUACCCGCUACACGGAGCGUGAGAGCGCUGAUUUCGACACGAUUGGCGAGGCUUCUUUCAACGACAUUGAUGCAGUCAUGAAGCACAUGGACGGAGAGGGCUCUGACUUUGGCGUUGAGCGUGACGAGACGUCUUGGGACCAAUCCUCUCCACAGAGGACGCCGAAUGUAUUUGAGCACACUGAACUGCGACCCAACUUCAAGAUGCGCAGCGACGCGCCUAGCCCCAGCCCUCGCCGGGGAUUCUUUCCAGGUCGCUUGGUCAACAUUCCUGGCUCUGCAGCAUCAAUGCAGGAUCCGUUCGACAGCGAACUGGCUGCUCUUCCCUUUGAAUCUCCUGUGCGUCAAUUGAACAAUGCAGACGAUGGACAUUUGAGCGACUGGGAUGAUGGCCUCCUAAGCGAGGACGGAACCAAGGUUCAAACGCGAAGCGGCUUCUUCGACAAGCAUGUUGAUGAGCUCAUGGGCCGUCUUUUGCAGGACCGCCUUGGCCCGCUAGAGCAAAACCUGCAAGGCAUCCAGCAAGCGCUUGCGUCCAUGUCACAGCAUCCACGACGCGGCCGCCGUAGCAUGUCCACCAACGAACGUCUAGAAAGUGACGCAGAUGACGAAGACGACGAGAUUGAAACCGAGGCCAGCUACCGCAACAGAUCUAGAGGCAAAGACCGGAAGCUCGAGAAGAUACGGUCUAUUGUUAUGGACGCGCUUGAGGUGCAUCAGUCACAGAUCACGUCGAUGCCUGUGCCUGUACCAAUGGCAGAACCAAUUAUCCCCGAGAAGAUCCGGGAGAUUGUUACCGAUGUCCUCACGCACCACCAGCCACCCGUGCAGCCCGUUGAGCCUGUUCCUGUGGAUCAGAUUCGUGCUGUCGUUCAGGAUGCCAUUGCUUCGACCAGACUGGCACUCGAGCCCACGGCUGAAACUCUCAAGGCUGAAGAUAUCCGAUCCAUCCUUGCCGACACGCUCGCGUCUCAUACUCCCAAGCCUGUCGAGUCUGUGAAGCCUGAUGAUAUCCGAUCGAUUGUCAUGGAGGCCUUUGAGACGCACGCUCCUCAGCCAUUGCCUCCCCCAGUUCCUGAGCAGAUCUGGCCCGACGACCUCAAGAGCAUUGUCGCAGAAGCGCUUGCGUCGGCCCAGGCCCCAGCACCGCCUGCACCGCCUGCGGAUUCUGUUCAGCCGGACAUGAUCCGUUCCAUUGUUGCUGAAGCACUGGCCUCUCAGAAGCCUGUGUCUACUUUGGAGGCACCUGUCGACAUUCCCCAGCCGCAGCUUGACAUGUCUGAGCUGUACCAGAUCAUCGGCAGUCUCAAAGCCUCUAUUGCACAGACCACAAGCCACCACCUUCAAGCCGAGGACGUUCGCGAGCUCAUCGAUGAAGCUUUUAAGCAGCAGAACAUGGAGCUCGCCAAGCGCGAGGAAACUCAGGCUGUACAAGAGAGAGAUGCACGGAUUGCUGAUCUCGAGGAAAUGCUCAAGGAAGCCAAUAUGCGCUUCAACGACGAGGCUGACGCACGCAAGGCUCUCGAGGACCGUGAAACUGACUCUGCUCGCCUUCUCAAGGUCACGGAGGAGGAGCUUACCCUCCUUCAGCAAGCUGCCCGUGACGAUGAGCACAAGAUUAACGCUCUGACUGAAGAGCGCGAUGGUCUUCGCCAGAGUCUCGACACCCUCCAGAGCAACGAAGAUGUCCUCCGCGACAGAGUCUCUUCUCUCGAAACCGAGAGUGAGCGGCUCAAGCUUACCAAUAUCGCUUUGGAGAGCUCCGAGGAGGAUCUUAAGAAGAAGCUGGAUUCUGUCACUGCUGAGAAUGAGGCGUUGACCUUUACACUCGAGGAGCAUCGCCUCUCUGCUAACAAGUGGCGUGGCGAUCUCCAGGUCGCUCAUGAGGAAGCAGAGCAGCUACGCAAGGCUAUCGGAGAGUCACGCUUCCAGGCUGAAGAGGCCACCCGUGUCCGGGAGUCGAUGCGUGUCAAGCUUGAGAAGCUCCAGCAAGACAUGGUCUCUGCCACUCAGCAGAUUGCCGCCGAACGCGCUCAGUGGCACAAGAACGAGGAGGCAUCUGCCAGCAAGUACGAGAUCCUCAGCGCGCGCAUUGAGGCCGAGGGUCGCACACGUGAGCGUCUGGAGCGGGAGCUCGAGCGCCUUGAGACUCAAGAGCGUGAGGGCAUGAAGCUCAGGUUCCACCUUGAACAGACGCAGAAGCACAACGCCCGACUCGAGGAGACUAUUCAACAGCUGAGGAAGGAGACUGUGGAGCACCAGAGGAACGCCGAGCGCUACGAACGCGACAUGCGGGAAGCGAGGGAUGCCGCGCAUGUGGAGAUCCGCCGCACCCGUGUGCUCAUGGAGGCCGAUGUGGACGCCGCUAACAACCAGGUCAACAUUGUUCGCCACGAGCUUGAGAGCGAGAUCAACCGUGUCCGUGCCGAGCUUGACCAAGUCCGCCUGGACGCCGACACGGCCAAGGAGAAGCACGAGCUUGAUCUCGAGGCAGCCUCUGACGCUAAGAAGCAGGCUAUCCAGGAGAUUAUGGAGAAGAACAGGCAAACCCUGCAGGAACAGCAGCGUGCAUACGAGCGUCAACUUGAGCAUUUGAAGCAGGAACAUGCUCGUGCUCUCGAGUUUGUACGCGAGGACAUUGACCGUGCCGAGGCCUUCCACAACGACAAGCUUGCUUUGGCCGACUCCAGGCUCGACCAUUUCAAGGACAAGAUUGCACUGCUGGAAGAGAAGUUACAGGUUGCAAAGGAAGCCGCCAGCGCUGCGGUUGCCGCCGCAUCCAAGUCACCCAAUCCUGGUAAUUCCUUCUCCAUGGGCGAGAAGGUUUCGGCUCAAGCACUGCGCGAGUCCAUUGGUGUUCUACAAGAGCAACUUCAGGAGCGUGAGGGACGCAUUGAGUCGCUUGAGCAGCAGCUCGAAGCGGUUGAUACAGAAGCACCAGCCAAGCUCAAGGAGCGUGAUACUGAGAUUAACUGGCUACGUGAGCUGCUCGGCGUACGCGUGGACGACUUGAACGACCUGAUCAACGCCUUGGCCCAGCCAACUUUUGACCGCGAAACUGUUCGCGAUGCCGCCAUCCGCAUCCGUACCAACUUGCAGAUGGAGCAGUCCGAGAAGGAGCGUCUCAUAUCCGGCGGACAGCAGUCUUUCCCGACACUCAGCACACUAUCCAACUUUGCGUCACCAAAGGCAGUUCAGCUUGCUGCUGCCAUUGGCAACUGGCGUAAAGGUCGCGGAGAAGCUGCAUCCGCUCUCGCUGGGAAAUCGUCGAGCUCACUGCGCAACCAGACGCCAUCUCGCACCCAGCCUCAGCCUACGCAGCAAUCCUUUCUCUCUGGCCUCAUGACACCGCCCACCUCCAACAUGCGCCGCACGUCCGACGCCCCUUCUUCUUCUCAGCGCUCCCAAGACGCACGCUCCAACUCGAUGAGCUCGCACGCGUCAACUGAAAUCGGCUUCCCCGUCCUGGGAAAGCAGCCUCGCACACCGCCUCUGAUGCGGAAGCAGGCGUACGACCAGGAUGCAGACAUGGAGCCAUGGAGCGAGAGUGGCUUCUAUGAAGACGAGAGCGCUAUUGAAGAGGGCGAAUUGACGCCCUUGGCUCUCAACUUUGGAAGGGAAUUGGCAAGAAAAUGA
Exserohilum turcica Et28A is the source of this 7570-nucleotide messenger RNA. RefSeq lists its product as uncharacterized. Gene Ontology annotation, cellular component: cytoskeleton. Lineage: Eukaryota; Fungi; Ascomycota; Dothideomycetes; Pleosporales; Pleosporaceae. The record is from RefSeq and is a predicted model, not a curated record. Bases 245 to 7570 code for a protein of 2441 amino acids. The transcript has a single exon.